This is a messenger RNA of Aedes albopictus (Asian tiger mosquito), 1882 nucleotides long. Its product is annotated as zinc finger protein 773. The transcript is spliced from 2 exons. Gene Ontology annotation, molecular function: zinc ion binding. Gene Ontology annotation, cellular component: nucleus. Bases 519 to 1796 code for a protein of 425 amino acids. NCBI's taxonomy places the organism in Eukaryota, Metazoa, Arthropoda, Insecta, Diptera, Culicidae. The record is from RefSeq and is a predicted model, not a curated record.
CAAUACUAUGCGCCUUGAAUCGAUAUUAUUUUCAGAAUCGCCUUUUACUAUUCGCCUUGUUUAUGAUUUUGACAGAAUUUCGCCAUUUGCUUUCGCCGUGUUUACGUUUUGAUUUCAGUUUCGCCUUCUACUAUCGCCGUGUUUACGUGUUGAUUUCAGUUUCGCCUUUCACUUUCGUAAACAAAACACCAAACAAAACAAAGGAGUAGAAGGCGUAAUUCUUGUUUUUGUUCGUUUGGAAUAGAAUGGGAUUACGCCUUUCACUCAAUCAGUGAUUUUCAAUAGUUAGAAAAGUGAUAUCAAGGAAACUUUGUGAGCAUUUAGAAGACAAAUCUAGCUUCUUUUCACUCCUGCAAUUACUCAAAUUGUGUACAUUUUGUUGGUUACGGCUAUUUCGCUAAUUAUUACGGAUUUGUUGUUCAAAUAAUACAAGAACUUACCUGCAAAUCCAUAAAUCAGAUCAAGGACUAACUUUAAGCAUACUAUCAAAGUUUAUCAGGUACAGAAAUCCCAUCGAAAUGGCCUUCCAAGUGUUCAUCAAAACCGAGCAAGAUCCACUUCCCAUAGAAGCGAGAAUAAAAAUUGAAGACGAGGAGGAUGCGACGUAUUCAUUGCCCGUAGAACCGGACAUAAAAGUGGAGGAACCACCGGAUGUGGUCGAGCCCGAGGCAGGGCCAUCAGCUCUCACCACUGCCAAGAAGCCCCAUCUCAAGCCAGUGAAAACCAAGAUGUGCAUUCGGAAGUCCGACAUGCGCCAGUGUCGGCUGUGCCUGAGGGUCCUGGCGCGGGAGGACGUACGCGAGACAACCACCCCCGGGUCGGACUUCCGUCGGAAGAUCAUGGACGCCGUCGGGGUCAAGAUUACCGCCGAGGACAAGCUCAGAACGGUUUGCAUCAACUGCCUGCUGGUGGUGGACAUGAUCUAUGACUUCCGGGCGGCGUGCAACAAGGCCAACACACUGCACGCGAUCAAACUGCUGAUGAUGCAUCCGGGCAGUUGGAUGAGCGAGGAGAACAAGACCACGAUAGAGGCCUGCCACCGGGCUUUGAAACGGAACCGAGCCGAGAUGGAUGGGUUGUUCAACUGCUCCUGGGUUGGCGGGAACGCUGGAAAGAAAUUCCGAACGACACAGAAGGAAGUGGUGCUAGAUAGCGGAGAUGCUCCGAAGGUUGGGAAAGGCGAGCUCAGCGACAGCGAUCCGGAAAUGAGCGAGGAGUUCGGGAAGCAGGUGGAUCAACAAAUGCGUCACCAAGAUUCGAUCGACGCCAGUUCCGACGACGAAAAAACCAAGCCAGCUCCUCCACGGGUGAAAAAAGAUUCCACCACUCGCUUCAUGUGUGACAUUUGUGGUUCCCUGGUGCUAAACAACAACGCAGAACAUCACAAGAACAUGCAUUUGGGCGUGAGACCUUACAGCUGCGACUUGGAGGGCUGCGAUGCUACGUUCCAUUCGUUGAGGGCCAAACGCAAGCACUGCACCAGCAAAGGUCAGCACAUUUCGACGGCGGAGCAGGAGAAGCAAAUCAAGUGCGAACUGUGCCACCGAAUGGUCAAAUCCAAGAAUAUGCGAUCGCACAUGUGGGCACAGCACUCCAACAAGUCCAUUCAUCCGCUGAAGACGCAGUGCAAAAUUUGCGAGAAGUAUUACUACAAGAUCUACAUCAAGGACCACAUGGCGACCCACACGGGAGAGCUGCCACACAAGUGCGAGUUUUGCGGCCGAGGAUUUGCCGCCUACAACAACCUAGUGAUUCACAGACGAAAGUACCACAGCGAACAGUUGGGAUUAACGUGAGAAAAGACUUGGAUUUCGAAGCAUUAAUAAUAUGAACGGCAACUCUUCAUCGAUGUUCAACAAUAAACAGAACUCCAAAAAUAUAA